This is a messenger RNA of Branchiostoma belcheri (Belcher's lancelet), 2606 nucleotides long. RefSeq lists its product as uncharacterized. Lineage: Eukaryota; Metazoa; Chordata; Leptocardii; Amphioxiformes; Branchiostomatidae. Gene Ontology annotation, biological process: apoptotic process; proteolysis. Gene Ontology annotation, cellular component: cytoplasm. Bases 9 to 2459 code for a protein of 816 amino acids. The transcript has 6 exons. The record is from RefSeq and is a predicted model, not a curated record.
ACCACAGAAUGCUGCAGCUGGAAAAGGAUAUGGUUGCAGCUGGGAUCAGCUUUCCUGCUCUUGUACGAGACAUUCCAGGUGUGCCGGAAGAGCUGAAGUACACAAGGACAACAGAGUCUGUAGUAGGACCCACGGGCGGAGAGUUGGAGAUUCCUGGUUUUGUCAAGCUUGUUGUACCCCCAGACGUGCUUCAACAAGACACAAUGAUAACCAUCUCGACCGUAGAUGUUGCUGCUAUCCUCAGGGAUCCUGAGAGUCUUAACUGGAUCUCUGGCUACCCCUGGUCCCUGGGUGAGGACGCCUGCCCACGUGAGCUACUGGAACAGGUGCUGUUCUCCCCAGCUGUUGAUGUCAACCUACACGGUGCACAGCUGAGUGGGCCAGUGGAGGUGCAGACGUGGCGACCGCCAGGGUCUGAAGACAUAAGGUGCUUUCUACUGAAGCAUCAUGAUGGAGAAGGCUGGACAGACAUCACAGCUUCAACACAGUACCAAAUAAACCAGAAUGAAAUAUCCAUUUCCUUGCAAAGUUUUAGUCCUGUUGUCACUGGGUGGGCUCCUGCGGAUGCAGUAAUUGCAUCAGUUGAAGAUCGCGUAAGGAGGGUAGUGGACGCUCUAUCAUCAAGAACUUUAGAUUGUCGGUUUGCAGCAUACAUAAAUCCCAGUCCUGACGGUGAUGUGCAGUUCCGUGUUGUCUGUAGAGACCAGCGUGUACAGACAGAUGAGUACCACUCAGGCUUCACCAAGUGUGGAGGCAAUGCAGCGAAUUUCGAUCUUUUCCAUGGGGAUGAACUUGACAUCACUGUUAGUGUCCGUGGAGGCCAGGAAGAUUCUGAGGAGAUGGAACUACGAUCCAAGCUUUGUUGCGACAAAUACGGCCAGAACGUUCAAAUGUGGCUGGACAGACCUAAUGGACGCCUUGUCAAAGGCAAAGUUAGUGUCAAGAAAGUCCAAGUGCCAACAAAUCGGACUGCAUGUCAGUUCAUCUUCAAGGAGGAAGGUGAGAUCUUGCAACGUAACUACACGAGAGACAGCACAACUGAGGAGUCUGACAGCACCCAAACAACACCGAAAGAACUGGUGGAGCCUGUGAGGGGAAAGCUGGCUCUAUCAAGCAUUACAGGUGACAGUGAAACUAGGAGGGUGGAUGUUCUAUCAACAUAUCAACGUCAAGCAGGGCCUGGUGACAGAACUGACUCCAUUGCACUCACUCACGCACUCGAUCAUCUUGCACUUCGUGCGUCAAGCAGACUAGUUUCCAUUGCAAGAGGAUCUGGAAGCAAGCCAGUUGUGCUGCUGAUCAGUGACAAAUAUGGCAGCUCCUACGAUGAUGUCUGCACCACACACAGGCAGAUGGCAGUCAUGCUGGUCUCUCAAGGAGCAGUGAUCUACAGCACUGUCUUAGAUGCCACAGAAGAGGAUAAGAGGGAUGCAACAGCUGAUGGAGUUCGGCUGAUUUUUCCAACAAGAAAGGAGGGAGACAUCAGAGAUCCCUGUCUUGAUUGGCUGACAUACGACCACGAGAGUCGUUAUCCAAGCCUUCCGUCAAAUGUAGACUUCAUUGUCGGCCAUAUUAACACCACAAGCCGUGCAGCAAAGCUGAUCAAGAAGCAACGCCUUCCCGGUGCCAAACUAGUCCAGGUCACUCAUGAGAUCCCAGAAGAAACCAGCCACUACAAGGGUGAUGAGAAGGUCACGAGUAUUGGGGAGGAGAGUGACAGCAUUUUGGAAGACCUACGACAUGCCGAUAUUAUCUUCUCUGUCGGUCCAUUAAUCUAUGACUACUACAGAAAUCAGACAAAAGAACAACAACGGCCACAUCAUGAGUUUCUGCCCAAGCCAUCCGACAUCUUCAGCAAGAUGCAAGUGAACUACGUCAACACAAAAACAAAAGUGGUGCUGUCUAUCGGCAGGGUCAAGGGCGCAGAGAGUUUGAAAGGUUACGAUAUUUCUGGAAAGGCAAUGGGCAUGGUGAUUGAGCAACUACCUAACACCAGGUGGCGAGCCUGUGGUGUCACUCCUGAAGACUUUAAAGAGAGCAAGCAAGUCAUCCAAGCCAACAUGGAGAAGAACAAAUUCAACUUCACCCCCCUAAAAUGCGCCACACAGGAAGAGCUAAGCAGAGAACUGCAGAAAGCUCAUGUUGUCCUGAUGCCGUCACGUGCAGAGCCAUUCGGACAGGUUGGUCUUGAGGCCAUUGCUGCAGGAAUACCAGUUCUGGUUUCCAACAAGUCUGGUCUAGCUUCGUUCUUAAGUAGCCAAGAUCCUGAGUUUGACCGUCCGAUUGUGGACAUCACAGAUGACCAUGAGGCUGCAAGCACACUGGCAAAGCGCAUCAUUAAGAUUCUGAAGGAUGGAAGAAGGGAGUUCCAGGCUGCACAAACUUUGAAGGAGAAACUUCUGGCAUCAAAGUACUGGGAUGAAUCACAUAGGAACUUUCUUGAAGCAUUUGGCCUUUAGGUCUGCUAAACUUCCUUAGUAAGCAUGGAUACCUAGCAACUAACUCAGGGAUAGAGUCUUAGAGCAAUUACAGUGUUCACUUCUGUACAUAAAUGAAAUUCUUUAUGGCAUAUUCACUGUAUAAAAGACUAGGAGCUUUGAGAUGUG